Messenger RNA from Cydia pomonella (codling moth), 4497 nucleotides. RefSeq names its product MAP kinase-activated protein kinase 2-like. Bases 223 to 1266 code for a protein of 347 amino acids. The transcript is spliced from 8 exons. Gene Ontology annotation, cellular component: nucleus; cytoplasm. Lineage: Eukaryota; Metazoa; Arthropoda; Insecta; Lepidoptera; Tortricidae. Gene Ontology annotation, biological process: protein autophosphorylation; intracellular signal transduction; peptidyl-serine phosphorylation. Gene Ontology annotation, molecular function: calmodulin binding; calcium/calmodulin-dependent protein kinase activity; mitogen-activated protein kinase binding. The record is from RefSeq and is a predicted model, not a curated record.
UAGUGUAGUACAGUGACGACAGCGAUUGCUCAACGGGUGUUUGUCAUCCGUACGAAUUUAGAUAAAAAUUUACAACUGAAUAAUUGUUCAUUGAACACACGCGAGUGUAGUGAGUAAGUGGAAGAUUAAAUACGGUGUCAGUGACGAAUCUUCUGUUAUAAGUGAACAAGCACAUGUGUGUAGCAGAAAAAAUUGUUUAGAAACAGUACGCGAACUUCAAACAUGAAUAACAGUACGAGGCAACCGAAAACUACGCCUAUUACAGAUGAUUACGAUAUAUCAAAUACCGUACUCGGUCUAGGCAUCAAUGGAAAGGUGGUAGAAUGCAGAGAAAAGCGCACAGGCGUAAAGCGAGCGUUGAAGGUGCUCCACGACAACGUGAAAGCCAGAAGAGAAGUGGAACUUCACUGGCGAGCCAGCGGGUGCAUACACAUCGUUGAGAUAAUCGACGUAUACGACAACACAUACAGCGGCAAGCGAUGCUUACUCGUAGUCAUGGAAUGUAUGGACGGCGGCGAACUCUUCCAACGCAUACAGGACAACAGAGACGGAGCGUUCACUGAACGACAGGCCGCUGAGAUAAUGCAUUCAAUAUGCGUCGCCGUCCGCCACCUGCACGAGUCAAACAUAGCCCACCGCGACAUCAAACCCGAGAACCUAUUAUACACUUCAGCGGAACCCAACGCCAUCUUGAAAUUAACUGACUUCGGGUUCGCGAAGGAGACUCUCACACCGGCGGACACGCUGCAGACACCCUGUUACACACCUUAUUAUGUCGCACCUGAGGUCCUAGGGCCUGAAAAAUACGACAAAUCAUGCGACAUCUGGUCAUUAGGCGUGGUGAUGUACAUCCUACUCUGCGGCUUUCCCCCCUUCUACUCCAACCACGGGCUCGCCAUAUCGCCCGGCAUGAAAAAGCGUAUCCGACUAGGCCAGUACGACUUCCCCGAGCCGGAGUGGUCCAACGUAUCGUCUGAAGCCAAGAACCUCAUCCGGGGCAUGCUUUGCGUGGAUAGUGCCAAGCGCCUCACCAUAUAUCAGGUGAUGUCCAGCCCCUGGAUCCGCCAAUACACCCAAGUACCCCAAACGCCUCUAUACACCAACACGUUACUCCGCGAAACUGGAGAAGCUUGGGCUGAUGUCCAGGAUGAAAUGACUCGAUCACUCGCUACCAUGCGCGUUGACUACGACCAGGUACAAAUCAAAGCACUGGAGCAGAGCAACAACUCCCUGCUGAACAAGAGACGGAACAAAGUGGGCGCCUGAGACACAGAGUUCUUAGAUUCUACUAAACUAUAAUAACGGCUCACUCACAGCAGUGGCGGCGCGUCCAUACAACUCGGUUCCUACUGGCUUGCCUACCAUACACGGAUUCUACAAGUGUUUAACGAAAGGCAAGUCGGCAUGCCUAUUGACCUCCUUAUCUUACAAGUUUUGAAGAAAAGGCAAGCUCCGGCUUGCCUAAGUAUGCUUACGCUGCCACUGAAGUACAGUAAGCAGUAGAAGUACUCGUAUUAAGUGGGUGGGUGGGUUUGUGUUCAAAAUUAUCUGACCAUAUAUCUAAAAAAAAUAAACAUACAACCGAAUUGAUGACCUCGUCUUUUGAAAUCUUGAAGUCGGUUAAAAAAUAGGAAGGCCUAGUUUGAAUAUUUGGCCAUAGGUAUACUUUUAAAAUUUUGCUUGCUAUAAUCGGAUUUACUAUAGCCUCCUAAGACCCAGAACAAAUAAUUUGUUUUUUGAAUUUGGAACCCUUAGUUACAUAAUAAAAGUUCAAAAUAGAUUUUGGAAUAUGUACAAAAAUUUGUACUCAGGGUCUUAGGAGGAUAGGUUAGAAUCAUGAUUUUGGGUUUAGACAUUUUUUAAUGUGUCAUACGUAUUUUUCAGCAUUUUUAAAGUCUUGUAGUCAGACUUAACCAGAUAAAUAAAUAAUAGAGACUAAUGUCUAUACAAAUCAUAUAGGAUUAAAGCUUAACUAUCUACAACAAAUUAUUACUGAGAACCAGUUAUAUACAGUCUUUAUUGUUACGGGUCUCUGGGUAAAUAAUAUAAGUGAUUAAUGUACCUGCUGGUACUUUAUAUACACAAUUAUUAAUAGGAAAAAAUAUUGCUCCUACUACGCAUAAGUAUAUGGAAAAAUGCACGGGUGUACAGUCAGCAUCAAAAGUAGCGGAUCAAAUACCGUUUCAUAAGUAACUACCAUUCUGUAACAGCUUAACAAAAAGUGAUGUCUUUAAUAUAGUACAACUAAGACUGUAAAAGAUGUACUUUUGAACGCGAAUUUUAGAAAUUAAUCUAUAUUUGGAGAUGUUAUCCGGAAUAUCAGAUACUUUUGGCGCGUUGUUUCAUCCGCUACUUUUGAUGCUGACUGUACGUACCCCUUUUUACAGUGUAUUAAAACAUCACCAAGUUUUAGGAUUAAGUAUAAAAUGAAAAUAAUCACAAUAAGGUAGAAGUACUAGUGCUCGACGCUGCACUAGUACUCGACAUGGGCACUUUAUGCCAAAGUGACAAGGAUUAAGUUCGAAUACAGAAAAAUCUUCGUUCUCAGAAAAAUCUGGUGGCCUAGCGGUAAGAGCUUGCGACUUGCAAUCCGGAGGUCGCGGGUUCAGACCCCGGCUCGUACCAAUGAGUUUUUCGGAACUUAUGUACGGAAUAUCAUUUGAUAUUUACCAGUCGCUUUUCGGUGAAGGAAAACAUCGUGAGGAAACCGGACUAAUCCCAACAAGGCCUAGUUUACCCUCUGGGUUGGAAGGGCAGAUGGCAGUCGCUUUCGUAAAAAUUAGUGCCUACGCCAAAUCUUGGGAUUAGUUGUCAAGCGGACCCCAGGCUCCCAUGAGCCGUGGCAAAAUGCCGGGACAACGCGAGGAAGAAGAGAGACAGAAAAAUCUUCGUUGUUCAAAUUUAACCUAUAUUUCCAUGAAAUAAAGUGCCCAUGUCGGUGACUAGUGCAGCGUCGAGCACUAGUACUUCUACCUUACAACUUAGACGUAAAUAUAUAUUUUUAAUGACAGAUACUAACUUUAAUUUAAAGGAACCCGCAUUUUUCUCCAAAUGUUAGUACUUAUUUUUAUUACAUAAUUAUGAGUAAAUCAAGGCAAUUAGAGUGCCUAUUGCAUCAGGAAAAAAAGGUUAACUUAUAAAGGUGUCGAUUAUUUAUUAUUUCAAAAAUUCUAGCAACACAGUGAUAAAAUGGUCAGUAUGUGUUAUGUCUAUCUUUUGUCCAAAGCAGUGUUUCGUCUUUUGUAUAUCAAUAUUAAUAUACGUAUAGAUAAAUGGCCAUAGUAAUGAAAGCAUGUCAACUUUGCCUAACGAAUAAUUUCCUUUUACGUUUGUAGUAAUUAAAUAAUUAACUAGUAAAAUUUAUUCAAGCGAAUUUAGAUAUUAACAAUUUUCUAAUUAUGUGGGCAAAGUCACCCACUAGUUGAGUGGGCAAAGUUGACGAUACGAAGUUAUAUGAUCAUUUUAUUAACCAUGGUCGUAUGCUUGGACAAAUAAAUGUAAAAUGGUUGUAAUAUAAAAGACGUGUGUAAUGUCAAUUUCUACUCUUAGGUGCUAUUGCUGAGCUUUCUAUGCUUUUUCGUAAAAACACCUAUUUUAUUGAAAUGGUAUUGUAUCUAUCUUACAAGAAUAGUAAAGUUAAAAAAAGACAAACAUCGCAUUGGCGUUUCGUAAAGCUUCAAAUAGCUUUACGGACUGGAUUUCAAAUGACUCGCAAUCGACAUAUUUUCUUUCUUUUUUGAUCAGAAAAAUUAAGCACCAAAAGAUAAGCCUAUACCAAGCCAUAAAUUAAGUCAAACCUCUAAAUGCCAGGGCGUUUUGCUGUUUAUACUAUUUCUAUGAAAUCGGGUGAGCGAUAUCACGCCCUCCCUUAUUGUGGGCGUUAAUUCUAAUAGGUAAAUAAUUAUAUAUACGUAUAUACUAUAUAUAUUAGCCGCUAUUUGAUAGGUUCGACUAGCAAAUGCUACCUCUAAGCAGGUACUCUGUCAAAAUCUUGCUUUUUAGGAUUAAGAAGUGUGUUAUUUUUAUGUUUGCCGUCCAAACGAGAGAUGUAGGGAAUAUUUUUUGGAAAAUGGAGCAUUAUUUUUCUAGUUUAUUAAGGAUAAACGAAAUGACAUGGAAUUAUUAUAAAACUUUCGAUUAUUCUUAUAGAUUGGAAUAUUUACUACAUAUAUAUAUAUAUAUAAACUAGGAGACAAAUUAUGUGCUUAGAAAAGAGGGAAGUUAGUAUUUUUUACAGACUAGACUCCCUCUCGCAUAAAAAAACUAUUAAGAAAAUAGGGGCUUUGUCUCGUUAAGUAAAUUAGCAUAACUCGUAAGUCACAAACAUGAACGCUGUACAUAUGACAUCACAUUGCCAUUAUGUAUGUAGAUAUAGGUACCUAGUUUAUAGUAUAUGUAAUUUGCAUUUGUUUUUGCUGAAAUCCAAUUUUUUGUUUGAUGUAACUAAACUACUUAAUAAAGGUAUCGUUUAAUUUAUGAUAUAAAACAUCACAAAUU